Molecule: messenger RNA, 2152 nt
Organism: Cynara cardunculus var. scolymus (artichoke)
Lineage: Eukaryota; Viridiplantae; Streptophyta; Magnoliopsida; Asterales; Asteraceae
Product: protein TRANSPORT INHIBITOR RESPONSE 1-like
Exons: 3
Coding region: 169-1938 (589 amino acids)
Biological process (GO): SCF-dependent proteasomal ubiquitin-dependent protein catabolic process
Cellular component (GO): SCF ubiquitin ligase complex
Molecular function (GO): protein binding
Source: RefSeq, a predicted model, not a curated record
AAAUCCUUCAAAACACUUCAAUUUGAGCUCCACAAUGGUGUGUUCUAUCCUCAGAUCUGGAGCUAAUAGACGUAUUCGUGCUACAGAUAAUCGAGUUUUCGUCAGAGUUUAUUAGAUUCACGGAUCCGACCGUUUUUUCCGGUGAGACAUUUAGGUGUUCGACUCGCGAUGGUGAAAAUGGGGUACUCGUUUCCAGAUGAUGUAUUGGAGCACAUAUUCUCGUUCAUAACCUCCGAUAAGGACAGAAAUGUGGUUUCAUUGGUGUGCAAAUCGUGGUAUGAGAUAGAGCGGUGGUGUCGUCGGAGGAUUUUCGUUGGAAACUGUUACGCUGUGAGCCCCGGGAUGGUGAUUAGGAGGUUUCCGGAUGUAAGAUCGGUGGAGUUGAAAGGGAAGCCGCAUUUUGCGGAUUUCAAUUUGGUACCGGAUGGUUGGGGAGGAUAUGUUUACCCUUGGAUCGCUGAGUUUUCUAGGGCAUACCCUUGGUUAGAGGAGAUAAGACUUAAGCGGAUGGUGGUUACUGAUGAGAGCUUAGAGUUGAUAUCUAAGUCUUUUAAAAGCUUUAAGGUUUUAGUUUUGUCAUCAUGUGAAGGUUUCAGUACUGAUGGACUUGCUGCCAUUGCCGCUAAUUGCAGAAAUUUGAGAGAACUGGAUUUGCAGGAGAGUGAAGUCGAGGAUCUAAGUGGGCAUUGGCUAAGUCACUUCCCGGAUACUUUUACCUCAUUGGAGUCUAUUAACAUGGCUUGCUUGGGUUCCGAGGUGAGUUUUUCAGCCCUUGAGCGCCUGGUUGCUUGUUCACCCAACUUGAAGACUCUUCGUCUCAAUCGUGCUGUACCCCUUGACAAGCUCUCAACACUGCUACACCGGGCCCCACAGCUGGUUGAGCUUGGUACAGGUGCUUACUCUGCAGAAGUUAGACCUGAUACGUAUUCACGUCUAGCAGAGGCUUUCUCAUGCUGUAAGAAGCUUAAGGGCCUUUCGGGGUUUUGGGACGUGGUUCCAUCAUAUCUUCCUGCCGUAUAUUCUGUUUGUUCUAGGCUCACAUCACUGAACUUGAGCUAUUCCUCUAUUCGAAGUCCGGAUAUCACCAAGAUCAUAAGUGAGUGCCGUAAUCUGCAGCGUCUAUGGGUACUCGAUUACAUCGAGGAUACCGGGCUUUAUGCCCUCUCUAUAUCAUGUAAGGACCUAGAAGAAUUGAGGGUGUUCCCGUCUGAUCCAUAUGUUGGCGAUGCAAAUGUAUCCUUGACAGAACGAGGCCUUGUAUCGGUUUGUCGGGGUUGCCCCAAGCUCCAGUCGGUUCUCUACUUCUGUCGACAAAUGUCAAAUUCCGCAUUGUUUGCCAUUGCUAGGAACCGUCCUAACUUGACAUGCUUCCGGCUAUGUAUUAUUGAACCUCAAGCUCCCGAUUAUCUCACAUUUGAACCACUCGAUGCUGGGUUUGGAGCCAUAGUAGAACACUGCAAGGAACUUCGGCGCCUUUCGUUAUCUGGUUUCCUAACCGAUCGUGUGUUUGAGUACAUCGGGACACACGCUAAGAGAUUGGAGAUGCUUUCUAUAGCCUUUGCUGGGGAUAGUGAUUUAGGUCUACAUUCAGUUUUGUCGGGGUGUGACAGCUUACGGAAACUGGAGAUUCGAGAUUGCCCUUUUGGGGAUAAGGCUCUGUUAGCCAACGUUGCCAAAUUGGAGACAAUGCGGUCCCUUUGGAUGUCUUCAUGCUCGGUCAGUUUUGGCGCGUGUAAACUAUUAAGUCAAAUGAUGCCUCGGCUUAAUGUUGAAGUUAUAGAUGAACGGGAUUGCUCAGAUUCCAAGGCCGAUGGCUGUUUGGUUGAAAAGCUUUAUGUAUACCGCACGGUUGCUGGUCCAAGGAUCGACAUGCCUGACUUUAUAUGGACUAUGGAUCAAGACCGUGCUUACAGGUCGAGAAAUCGUCUUUCCGAUUGAAUUAGCGGUGGGUAUAGAAGGUACGCCGAUAUAUUAGUUGCCUUAUGCUUACCGUAGUUAGGUUACCAGAGCAUUAAGUUAAAUGAAGGGUUUGCAGUUGCUUUACCAUAUUUAUGUUUUUCUUGUACCUGCUUAUAAUUGUCAUGUUGUUGCUUCUCAAAAUAUAUCUUACAAUGUUUUUCUUUCUUUAGCACACAUUUCAAAAACCGUUUUU